Molecule: messenger RNA, 1356 nt
Organism: Syzygium oleosum
Lineage: Eukaryota; Viridiplantae; Streptophyta; Magnoliopsida; Myrtales; Myrtaceae
Product: cyclin-D3-3-like
Exons: 2
Coding region: 442-957 (171 amino acids)
Biological process (GO): regulation of cyclin-dependent protein serine/threonine kinase activity; mitotic cell cycle phase transition
Cellular component (GO): cyclin-dependent protein kinase holoenzyme complex; nucleus; cytoplasm
Molecular function (GO): cyclin-dependent protein serine/threonine kinase regulator activity
Source: RefSeq, a predicted model, not a curated record
CUGACUAGAAAAGCUAGAUUUAAGAGACAAGGGCUCGAAAGACUCACACAGUCGAAUCAGAACCAACCAAUCAUGCGUGAUAGUCCGAAUCUUCAUUGCAGUGAGCAACAUUGGUUCAUGGAAGAGCAAACCAAAGAACAAAGUGACCCAGAAUCGUCAUCGUUUCUGCACUACCGAUUCAUGAAACAGGAGAAGCUUCAAGAGGAAGAAGAUGAGCUUGAGCUUCAAACCCUCUUGUCCAGAGAAGAGCAAGCACAUUCCGAGCACCUAUUUCGCAGUUACCGAGAUCAUCUUCAAGAGCACUCGGCUCUCGAUGGGGCUUGUCGAGAGGGGAUAAAGUGGACUUAUUGAGUGUGUUGACGCUACGCUUUUUCUUUCUUCACGGAGAUCCUGUCGGUCGACUAAUACGACCGGUUUCUUGCGAGCAUUCGGGUUGUAGAGAUGAAGCCAUGGAUGGUGCGGUUGGUGGCUGUUGCUUGUCUCUCUUUGGCUGCCAAAGUUAAUGAGAUCAAUGUUCCAACUCUUUCAGCUCUUCAAGUUGAGGGACCAAGCUAUAUGUUUGAGCCUAAGACGGUCCAAAGAAUGGAACUUUUAGUGCUCUCUACGCUCGAGUGGAGGAUGAACCCGGUCACUCCAUUUUCCUUCCUAGAUCACAUCAUUGGAAGGCUUCACUUUCGCAUCAGCUCACAAAUGGGUCAAUUCUUGACCUUGUUCGAGCUAUCCCUUCUCGUUCUCAUCUCCAAUUCGAGGUUUCUCCGUUACCAGCCUUCGGUGAUCGCAGCAGUGGUGACUUGCUGUUCGAUGGAGAAGAUGCGAUACAAGGACAAUCAGAUUGGUUGCUGCCGGAAUGCUCUUCGUGAUAGUCUCAAGUGGAGUGAGGCCAGGCCGAUGUUUGAGGAGUGUUAUGAAUUAGUAGGUGAAUUGAAAUUUAAAAGUGCCUGUGCGAUAGAGGCAUAGAAUUACAAAUCGUGUACAACAUAGAUGUCAAAAUAGGGUUUAAAAGUCAUUUGAAUCGAGUCCUCGAUAGGGGGCAAGCGUCUAUUAAAACGGGCUUGGGCGGAUGGCCAAAGCACUACAAAGCGCUCUAGCUUCUGGGCAUUUUCCAGGCACCAGAACCUGGCCGGCAGCCCGGUCACUUCUUUGUCAGGCGCCGACCUGGUGGCCAGGUUCGUCCAAGCACUAGGCGGGCCAUCAUUUUGCAUAUUCAGUCAUCCACCAUUGUGUCUUUAUGUUCUGUCAAACAUUCUGAUUGUUCCAAUGAUCGCAAACUUGUGUUGAUUCCAAAUCGAAUGGAAACUUCGAGUCAUAAUCAAUGGAAAGUUAUUGAAAUUUGAGCAAUAUUAGAGUUUGACACCA